Anisakis simplex (herring worm) is the source of this 1104-nucleotide messenger RNA. The record is from the annotation of a GenBank genome assembly. Lineage: Eukaryota; Metazoa; Nematoda; Chromadorea; Rhabditida; Anisakidae.
UUUGGUGAUUUACAUUUGUUUAUCAACGUUAUCAAUGGCGUUAUGCUGAUGCAUUGUGAGGAUGUAAUCAUUUUGAGACGCUGCAUGGCUACAUACAUCUCGAUGGCUGUUCACUUCAACACGUUGUUCGCUAGUCAGGGAUUCUUUUUGAUAAUGCCAACACUGCUACGGUGUUACAGUCAACGACAGACGAAUGCGUUACUUUGUCGAACCAUAGAAUAUGUUUGUAAACAGUUCUAUGUGCUGCAUCGAAAACCGUUCUUCCUGCAGAUGGCUGGCGCUGUAGCGAAUAUUUUGGACACGAACGAUAACGAUUUUGAAGUGAAUCCAAUGAAAGUGAAAGCAAAAUAUUGGUUCAAUUUGUUGAAAAGUAUGGAGGAUAUGGCGAGUUUGGAGGAUCCGUUGGAUAUUCUCGGACUUGUCAAUGAGACGAAACCACUUCGAGCGUUGGAUUUAUGCUAUCGUGAUGAUCCGAAUGCGUUCAGUAUGUUGACAGAUGGCUUGGCCAGUUGUGUCACCGUGUGUGCGUUUGCACCUGACUCAAGGCGUUCCUAUCAAAUGCUUUUGGUAAUGCAAGCAACGUUACCGUACUUUGUGGAAUGGGCGGAGCGGGAAACACUGGCCAAUAAUAACAGUGCUGCGGCCGUAAAGCACGAAAUAACCAUCUACAGUACCCUUUGUGUUGAAAUGAAAGCGCUGGUGAAUUGUUGCGAAAUUUUAGCGAGAGGUCCCACUCGAACAUUCGAUAUAGUAAACAGUGUGAGUGAUCGAGGAAAGUCAUUUAUCGCUGACUCACCACAAUUUUUCGAUCCACCGACGGUGAUCGAAGAUGAGGCGAAGGUGCACCACAAGUUAGCAGCCUUCCCUGAAAGGAAUUCGACAAAAGAGAAGAAAAGUGGCAUUGGAUGGGACAAUACUGCGGGUAAUUCAGAGAUGCAACGUGAAAUGUUUCGAAGACCUCGAGAUGCGAUGCUCCUUUUGUGUGCAACAUUCAUCGAUAAGGUCACGCCACGUCUAAAAGACCUCGCAAAACUCGCGUCUCCAGCUGAACAUGUUAAAAUCCCGGAUGUCUUCGAUCACAAAUGCUAUGUGGUGAGUUCUUAG